AUGGCCAAAGCUAACGCCCGGAUCCUCGCCCUCUUCGACGUCGAUGGCACGCUCACGGCCGCCCGCAAGGUGGUCACGCCGGAGGUGACGGCCCGCAUCGCCAAGCUCAAGUCGCAGAUCACGAUCGGCGUCGUCGGUGGCUCGGACCUCGUCAAGCAAAAGGAGCAGCUCGGCGAGAACGCUAGUGACGGAAGCGUUCGACUACAGCUUCUCGGCUACCACAACGGCAAGCUCAUCAACAAGACGAGCUUGAAGGAAUUCCUUGGCAACGACAAGCUCAACAAGUUUAUCAACUUUACGCUGCUCUACAUUGCGAACCUCGACAUCCCGAUCAAGCGUGGCACGUUCAUCGAGUUCCGCCAGGGCAUGCUCAACGUGUCGCCGAUCGGCCGCAACUGCUCGCAGGAAGAGCGCGACGACUUUGAGCAGUACGACCACAUCCACCAGGUCCGGUCGAAGAUGGUCAACGUGCUCCGCACGCAAUUCCCCGAGUACAACCUUACGUACUCGAUUGGCGGCCAGAUCUCGUUUGACGUCUUCCCCGUCGGCUGGGACAAGACGUACUGCCUCCGCUUCUUGAGCGCGUCGGACUAUGACGAGAUCCACUUUUUCGGCGACAAGACCCACCUCGGCGGCAACGACUACGAGAUCUUUGUCCAUGACCGCACGAUCGGCCACGCAGUCAAGAGCCCCGCCGACACGCUGCGCUUGCUCGACGAGCUCUUCCCGUUGAAGUAA
Molecule: messenger RNA, 738 nt
Organism: Saprolegnia parasitica CBS 223.65
Lineage: Eukaryota; Oomycota; Saprolegniomycetes; Saprolegniales; Saprolegniaceae
Product: phosphomannomutase
Exons: 7
Coding region: 1-738 (245 amino acids)
Biological process (GO): GDP-mannose biosynthetic process; mannose metabolic process; protein N-linked glycosylation
Cellular component (GO): cytosol
Molecular function (GO): phosphomannomutase activity
Source: RefSeq, a predicted model, not a curated record